CAAAAGGGAUUUAAAGACCAGUGACUGACAACAAGAAAGCCUGUACUCUUUCAGGGGUAGAACGCCAUGACAUGAAUACCCUAAGCCUGCCCCUGAACAUACGCCGAGGCGGGUCAGACACCAACCUCAACUUUGAUGUUCCAGAUGGCAUCCUGGACUUCCACAAGGUCAAGCCCAAUGCGGACAGCCUGAAACAAAAAAUUCUAAAGGUAACGGAGCAGAUCAAAAUUGAGCAGACGUCCCGUGAUGGGAACGUUGCCGAAUACCUGAAACUAGUCGACAGCGCUGACAAGCAGCAGGCUGGCCGCAUCAAACAAGUCUUUGAGAAGAAGAAUCAGAAGUCGGCUCACUCCAUCGCCCAGCUGCAGAAGAAGUUAGAACAGUAUCACAAAAAGCUCAGGGAGAUCGAACAGAACGGAGCCUCCAGAAGCUCGAAGGACAUUUCCAAGGACAACCUGAAGGACAUCCAGCACUCUAUGAAAGAUGCCCACGCCAAGUCUCGAACUGCACCCCACAACUUGGAGAGCAGUAGAUCGGGCAUGCCAGGGGUCUCCUUCACCCCACCUGUAUUUGUCUUCAAUAAAUCCAAAGAGUUUGCCAACUUGAUCCGGAAUAAGUUCGGCAGCGCAGACAACAUCGCUCACUUAAAAAACUCCUUAGAGGAGUUUAGGCCCGAGACGAGUGCCAGGGCCUAUGGGGGCAGUGCGACCACUGUAAACAAAUCCAAGUAUGGCAGCGACGACGAGUGUUCGAGCGGCACGUCGGGCUCCGCCGACAGUAAUGGGAACCAGUCGUUCGGGGCCAGCGGAACGGGCACGCUGGACAGCCAGGGAAAGCUCACCAUGAUCCUAGAGGAACUGAGGGAGAUCAAGGACACCCAGGCACAGCUGGCCGAGGACAUCGAGGCGCUGAAGAUGCAGUUUAAGAGAGAAUAUGGUUUUAUUUCUCAGACCCUGCAAGAGGAGAGAUACAGGUACGAGCGACUGGAAGACCAGCUCCAUGACCUGACGGACCUACACCAGCACGAGACGGCCGACCUGAAGCAGGAGCUGGCCAGCAUCGAGGAGAAGGUGGCCUACCAGGCCUACGAGCGCUCGCGCGACAUCCAGGAAGCCUUGGAAUCGUGCCAGACGCGCAUUUCUAAGCUGGAGCUCCACCAGCAGGAGCAGCAGGCCCAGCAGACAGACACGGUGAACGCCCGCGUCCUGCUGGGGAAGUGCAUCAACGUGGUCCUGGCCUUCAUGACUGUCAUCCUGGUGUGCGUGUCCACCAUCGCCAAGUUCAUCUCGCCCAUGAUGAAGAGCCGCUUCCACAUCAUUGGCACCUUCUUUGCUGUGACUCUUCUUGCAAUAGUUUGUAAAAACUGGGACCAUAUUCUGUGUGCCAUAGAAAGGAUAAUAAUACCCAGAUGAAUUACUGGUUCCCGUCUUAAAGUUCCUUCAAGUUUUUAUUCUAAAGAGAACUCUGUGCGCCCUACCAAAUUUUAACAUGGACAUUGUGCCAACUGAAGAUUGCCAGGCCUGGGACUGUGCAUUGUAAAUAACUACAGCUCUCCUAACUUGCAGCAGUUGCCAGCUUGGUCCCUGUACCUGAUUAAUGUGAAUCUGUUUCUGAGCUCUCCCCAUGUUAUUGCCUUAAUCAGACCAGAUUUCCUGCCCCCUGACUCGCCCAGCACGGUAGACCUCUGGUUAUUGAGCACUUGGCAUAGUUACUGGCUCAGAAGAAAAGGGAAUUUCGGUGUCUCUCUCUCUCAAGUCUCUAUCAUAAUUGGGCUCACCGUUGUUAGUGGUCACGUUUUCCCUGAGUCCCGUAAGCAGCAAGGAUGUGGCACGACUCAGGGAAGGGAAGAAGUCAGGCGUUGGCCGUGUUGAACACUCACGGCCUGUGGAAGCCCAGGAAAUCCCCUGUAACCCAUCCCGAUGGGCCACAGUCAGCCGUAGGUCCCAUUUGUGCCCGUGUCCACAGUGCUCAAUUGUGUGGCUCGCCAUAACAUGGAAAUCUUACGACACACCUGUUUAUCCAUCCAAAGUCUGACUUGGUGGUUCUAUUACACUUUAAAUGCUAAGACAAGAGGAUGUGUGAAUGGGGCUUGUGCCUUAUGCCCAUGGAGCCGUACACCUGAUUUCAUCCUAACUGACUGUCUAAUGCCCAGCCUCCAAAGCUUGUAGAAAUGCUUGCAAAUCCCUCAGACUGUGGCUUUAACAUUAAUUUGGGGGCCUGUCAGCACUACUCAGGAGGCUUGUGAUUCAACAAACCUUAAUUGUGAUAAACCCCCUGUGAGGAUGUGAUUCACUUUAUUCGCGAGUCUGUGAGGGGUCCGAAGCUUACUCAGUAAAUGAAAACACGAUGCUCCUGUUGCAGGGCUUUUCUUUAAGGAGGAAAACUGAUCAUGGUUUAUAAAGCUCAAGCACACUCAGGUAGGAAUACUGGAAGAAGGAGGAAAAUAGGACAUGUGGUCUAACUGGGUGGCAGCUAGGCCAAUGGGGGCAGGUCACCUGAAUGCAGGCCAAGUGGGUCCUCUUAGGAUGCUGGAAGACCAGCAAGAAUGAGAUAAAUUAGGUGCAGUGUCUGAGCCAAGGGUGUCAUCUGUCUCCCGGCAUCUCACUGAAAAUAAGUCCUAGGAUAACAGAGUGGCCACGUGUCCCCUGAGACAGCAGCAUUCAAAAAUCGGCCUCUUUGGGGGAUGCCAGUCACUACCUUCAGCCCAGCGAUACUAUCCUUAAAUCUGUUCCUCUGUGUCCAUAAAAGGAAGGCGUAGAAUUUUGUGGAACCUGCUGGGUCCCCCCUCCUCCCACCACCACUCUGUUAUCUGAAGACUAAAGGUGCAUGUUAGUGUACAUUUUCUUCCAGAAAACUUCAAACUGCCUGGAUUUAAAUUAAGUGCAAUAUUUUGCAAACAGCUGCUUUUAGGGAAAUCCUUGAAGAAAAUGUGACAGUGCCAUGGUUUGAGAGGAUGCAGUAGUCGAGCGUUUGGCACAAGCCGUGUGUGUGUGAGCUCCUACAACUCAGCCUUUUGUUUUAAGUUUACAAUUCAGUGGUUUUAAUCAGUUCACAAACUCAUACAACUAUCACCAUUAUCUAAUUCCAAACUCGAACUUUUUAAAACAAUAAACAUGAUUUCAUGACAUUGUUGGCUAGAAAGUAUCUUGGAUUCAGGGAAGGGAGCUUCUGGGCCCACCCCCAUCUCAUGGCCAUCUCCUUUCACCGUCAGAGUCUCCCUGGGUCUCCCACGUUGGCUGUUAAUACACUGUGAUCCAUCAAAUCCAGGGGACAGAAACCAGUUCCAGAUCCAGGGAAGGGAGGGAGAGGAAUGGUGUGCUUGCUUUUGCUUAUAUGUUUUAAAGGCCAGCAUUCCCCUGUGUCUGUGGGCAUCAGUCUCCAUGGGGCUGAGGGCUGGGGUAACUUAAUACCCUUGCAUCAAGCUGGGUCCUGGGUGGGCUCCUCUUGAAGUCUGUGAAUCUUUCUGAGGCACUUUGGACGUGCCAGGGGCUGGGGUGGGUGUAGAUGCUGCUGUUAGUUUAGCAGAAUGGGUGUGAGCUCCACCCUUGAGAUAAGGGCUCUUGGAGGGCCUAGGAAGACACCAGCCUCCUGCCACCACACUCCACUCUGUGGCUUGGCCCAGCAAGUUUGCCGUGACACUCCCCAGACUUUGCACCUGCGCGUCCCUCCCAGUGAGAAAAGUGAAGAAGUGGGAGGCAGCGCCCUCCCACCCCUCCACUCUGGAGCAGUUAACGAGCUGCUGGAAACCGGCCCUCGUCUGAGAUAGUGUGUCAUUGAAAUGAUCACACCGCAUCAUAAAUUCUUUUUACAGAAUUCAUAUUUUCAGAGAUUCUCAGACAUCGGAUAAGCUUGUUUUCACUUAGAUAUGCUCAGUGUACAUGGCGUAUUUAUUUUAGAGUCUUGGUGAAAAUUCAUGAAGCUUUCUAAUAAGAUGACUCAGUCUCUAGUUUAUUAUUUUCUUAAGAAUAAACCCUCCCACUGCUUGUUUUCUGCACUGCAUAAGGAAAUUAAAUGAAAUUUUAUAAGUAUACAAUGAAAAGUAGUGAUCAAGCUAUAGCGUAUCCUGGGAUUGGAUACUUAAUUUACACUUAAGUGAGCUGGUCCCUUUUCCCACCUUGCGCUGGUGGCAAACGUCUCGUGUGUACCUGCUAAGUGUGAGCGCCAGCAGUGACAUGGGCGAGCCCCUCAUUCAGCGAACUGAUUGAUUUUAGAUGCCGACAUUGGGCGCUAGCACUGGGGGCUUUGUGACAUUAUUUUCAUGAUCACCAGGAUAACGAUAGCUGGGGACAAAACACAAACCUAGAACUACUCCCUUGUGGGUUUUGCAUCGGCUAUUACAGCUUGUAUUUCAAGUAUGAUUAAGCCAGGACAAAGCACCCUCCCCACAAAAAGUAAAUAAAUAAAUUCAAACCCGCAGUGAAUAAAAGUACUCCGUUGCUGGUUUGGGGCAGUGACGGUUUCUAGCGUGUACCGUUAGUGGUUUUACUCACAUGCUCGCUGUAGACGGAAAUCUGAAGCGCCUCCUCUUCAUCCCAGCCCGUCGUGCUGUGGUCCCUCCUGCCACUCGGUGUCCGUGUGUCCGUGUGAUUGUAGCCCCUCUCCUGCUUUGGAAUUGUUUUCACUGAAAUUUUGCCCCACGGUGUGUGCUCCUGAGCCAGACCAGUCCUCUAGCGGGUCAGGUUUAAUUAUGGGGCCAGUAAUGGGGUGGGCACUAGCUUCCCUCGGGCAACUAAUGACUUUGUCCUUUUUGUUUGAAUUUUAAAUACCAAAUUUUUUUGCAUUAAAUGGGAACAUUUUUUUUGGUAUUGAAUCCAAAUAUAGUUGUAGUGGUUUGGAAAAACAUUUAAUUAUACUUAUUACUGGGGACAUGUGUUAUUAAAUAACCUAUUUUUCAUAUUUCUAUAAUUCUGAGGAACUGGUGGUAGGACAGAGUGGCAUUAUUUAAAAUUCAGGGCUUUACCUGGAGAGAGGUAUUUCAAGAAGUUUAACGCAUGUAAGGAAACAGGUGGUCUAAAAAAAUAAGUCAUUGAAAACAAUGAGAUAGGCCUGUUUACAUUACAUCAGAAGUAGUUAAGAAGCUAAAAAAAAAUAAAGAUAUAGUUAAUAAGAGUUUGGUAACCCAUAAGAUAUAAAGAAGAAUUAACCUAUAACUUUCUAAAGUCAGUACAAUUCCUCUGUUUAUAAAAAGCUGGAAAGCAGUGUACCUGAAUUGUUUUAGGAAUGAUUUAUGUGUUGCAAUUUUAAUUUAUGUAUUUAAAGCAUGUCUCACUGUGCUUGUCCUAAGAGAAACGUUUCAACAAAACAUGCUCCGUGUUUGCGAUGUGUUUAGGUGGUAGUCAGUGGCUCUGAAAGUAAAAACUGGAAAUGUUUCUUGUGAGAUUGACUGCAUAAUUUCCAUUUUGUAGGAUACUACACUGUUUCAUGUCAGUCUAAAAUUGUAAAUUCCCUGUAGAUCUUCAUCCCAUUCAAAGCAGGUGCCAUUAUUUUUUUAAGUAGACACUUGAUGUUAGCUUUGAAGUUAAAUAAAGAGCUAGAUUUCUUAAAUUUUCA
This is a messenger RNA of Miniopterus natalensis, 5550 nucleotides long. The record is from RefSeq and is a predicted model, not a curated record. Lineage: Eukaryota; Metazoa; Chordata; Mammalia; Chiroptera; Miniopteridae.